AUGCGCUGGAUCCCGCACGACAUCGAGCCACCUUCUAGCUCGGAGAAGAAAAAGGAGAGACCAAAGCGCUUCAUUCUGAGCAGGAAGAGUAGCGAGCCAGAUCAUGGGGCGUUGAAGAGGAGAAAAAGCGGCAUCAGCCUUACCAGCGUCAUAGACGAGGAGCUGCACGCUCGGACGCAUAUGCAAGACCAGAGCGCUUUUUUCAGCGCGUUACCUCUCGAGAUUAGGAAGAUGGUGUACGAGUACACCGAAUCCGCCCCGCACCUCUACAGCCCUCACAUCUUCUCUCUCCUCCAUGUAACCCACCUGCUCUUCCUCCCUACGCACAUCCCCCAACCGCGCCUCGACACUAUCCGCACUCUGCGCCUGAAAUGGGCCAUUCGCGGCAUGCCUUAUUUCCGGAGGAAUCCGUCUUCGAAGCGUCCUGCGUACCCAGAGGACACGGCGAAUUGGGAGAAGGGCUGGGACAUCUUGUCGCGCAUGAGGGGGUUGAAGGAUUUGAGGGUUGCAAUUAUCGAUCCGAGUCCGGAGGGGAUUUGGGAGGCGCAUUGGCUGGGGGUGGAGGAGGUGCUGCUGGAGGCUGUGAUGAGGGCCAUCACGCUCGAACAGCCUGCUGUCAGGUCUGUUAUCGUAGGAACUGGAAAGGUCAGGACUGGUCUCUGA
This is a messenger RNA of Didymosphaeria variabile, 663 nucleotides long. RefSeq lists its product as uncharacterized. The transcript is spliced from 3 exons. NCBI's taxonomy places the organism in Eukaryota, Fungi, Ascomycota, Dothideomycetes, Pleosporales, Didymosphaeriaceae. Bases 1 to 663 code for a protein of 220 amino acids. The record is from RefSeq and is a predicted model, not a curated record.